Spea bombifrons (plains spadefoot toad) is the source of this 1902-nucleotide messenger RNA. RefSeq names its product FERM domain containing 8 (gene FRMD8). Lineage: Eukaryota; Metazoa; Chordata; Amphibia; Anura; Pelobatidae. Gene Ontology annotation, biological process: negative regulation of canonical Wnt signaling pathway. Gene Ontology annotation, cellular component: plasma membrane; cytoskeleton. Bases 62 to 1411 code for a protein of 449 amino acids. The transcript has 11 exons. The record is from RefSeq and is a predicted model, not a curated record.
CUUCCUUCUAACCCGGGAGAGCUACAGGAAACUGAAGUCUCGGUACUGAGAACUUUGUACGAUGGAUGGUAGUGAAACCUCCUCACGCGCAGGUGCAAAUGACUAUUUGAAAAGCAUUGAGUCUCCAGGAACACGAUCUGUGGAUGUGAUUGUUUACUUAAUUAAUGACUGUGCAGUGCCACUUACAUUGGACAGCGUCCUUUCGGCCACCACAGCUCAUGAGUUACACAGGUUGAUUCGUGGCAUUCUGCAGCUACCAGAUAUUGCCCAGGAAGUUUUUGCGCUGUGGCUCAUUUCGCCUUUCCUAGAGGUACAGCUAAAACCAAAGCAUCAGCCUUACAAAGUUUGCCGCCAGUGGCAUGAUCUCUUGGCACGUUUCACAACCUGUUCAUUGGAUGAAAUUCAACAGGAUGAACCUUGCCUGCAAUUCCGUAGAAACAUUUUUUUUCCAAAAGCACGAGAACUUAAAAUUUCUAACGAGGAAAUCUUAAGAUUGCUGUACGAAGAAGCAAAGUACAAUGUCUUGGAAGGACGGUAUCCAUGUGAUGUGGAGGACUGUGAGAUCCUUGGAGGUCUGGCCUGCCGGCUAGAACUUGGACCAUAUGAUCAGGAGCAGCAUACUCCCUCGAUAUUAAGGCCCAAACUGGACUCAUUUCUUCCUCAAUAUAUUUGUAAGAAGAGAAAUGGGAGCUUGCUGACUGCUUUCAAAAACAGAGGUGGACGUCAGACAAGUUUCGAGCAAACGCUAUUAAAUUCAUACAAAGAAGUUACAGAAAAUAGUGCAUGUUCAGAGGUUGAGGCCAUGAAGACCCAUUACAAGGAGUAUUUGAAAAAGUGCCAUAAUCUUCCCUACUAUGGGUGUGCAUUCUUCCGUGGAGCAAUUGAUAAGCCUGCACAGGGUAUAUUAAACAGAAGUGGACGGAAGAAUGUAUCAGUGGCUGUUAACUUGGAAGGAGUGUCUAUUAUUGACCAUAAAGAAAAGCAUGUCUUGAUAAGCUUGAAGUAUUCAGAGCUUUCUUGGGAUCACACCUAUCCUGAUGAAGAGGAGCAUAUACUUUGGUUGGAAUUUGAUGGUGAAAAUGAAGGUGCACCUGUCAACAAGCUGUUGAAAAUAUAUUCCAAGCAGGCAGAACUCAUGAGUGGCCUUAUUGAGUACUGCAUAGAGCUCAACCAGACACUAGAGUCUGAAUCUGAUCCUGUUAAUCCCCAGCUCUCCGAGAAACGUUCCAAGCUGCGCAGACAGGAUAGCGUCUUGUGUAACCGCAUGAAAAAUCUUGCUACAAUUGACUAUGUAGAAGAUGGUACAGAAAUCAAACGAGUGAAACCUAAACGAGCUGCAUCAUUUUUCACCCGACAACCAACACAUAGCUACUCCUCGGUACAACCUUCUGAAACAGUAGGACAGAGAUGAUGGUGGUCAAGAAUGCAUUGUGUGACCAAAGAGACUGACUUAGCACUGGACCUUUAAAAUCAUGAUACUGACCAAGUAAAAAUAAUAACAAAAUAGCAUUUCAUAGCGUUUCAUUUUGAUUGCAUGACAGUUUUUUUUUGUUUUUUGUUUUUUUUUUUGCAAGGCUCAUUGGUGUUAUUAAUGAGAGCUAAAGCUUAUCAUAUGAUCUUAAGGUGCCAGUCAAAUGUGAUGACGGCCUGCACAUUUCAAAAUCUUGUUAGAAAAUUGUUUAUAGAUGGAUUUUCAUUACUUCUUUAUCUCUCCAAGUGCACGUUGUGGAGUAAUUUUGAUGCAUAUUUAUGUUCUGUUGUACCUGUGUAGUACUGUUUAUUGGCAAAAAAUAUUUGCUGCAUAAUUCAGUCAAACCAAAAAAUCUGCCUGAAUGACUUUUGGUGUGCCAUGCCUUGAACUUCGUAAAUAUAGUUCUAGUUUUUAAUGACAGGUGUCGGUUA